Molecule: messenger RNA, 234 nt
Organism: Sphaeroforma arctica JP610
Lineage: Eukaryota; Ichthyosporea; Ichthyophonida
Exons: 1
Coding region: 1-234 (77 amino acids)
Source: RefSeq, a predicted model, not a curated record
AUGCGGAACCCAUCCCUGCCUGGGCGAGAGGGCGGCUGGGCCCCCGGCCUUGGCCCUGGGGCCUGGGGCCUGGGCCCAAUGGACACCUGGGCACUGGCCCCUGGGGGCUCGGAGCCUCGGACUGGUAGUUAUAAGUUUGCAACCACAGGGCAGGGCCGGCACUGCGGCCGGCUUGAGGCCACGUCCCAGGAACUCAGAAGUGAGGGAUCUGCAGUCUCUGCUGUAUUUAUUUAA